AGGGGCCAGAGCUCCUGUUAGAUGUGGUGCACUCAAUGGUGUACGCUUGCUGACUACGAACAAAAUCCAUCAAAACCCAUUCCCAAAAGUUCGAAUUAAAACACCAAAUAUCCCUUUUAUCAAUUUCCUAUUAAUAAUACCUCUUGCCACUGCCAGCCUGUUCAUAAGUCCCCCUUCCAUCUCUCUGCCUCUCUCUCUCUCUCGCUAUUUAUCUGCCCUCUUGUCCCUGUAACCUCACGUUUCGUCGGCUGGAGAGCUCUAAUGGCCACCAUUUCCGCUACUUCUUCUGCUACCGUUGGGGCUUCCCUGAAGUUAUGCUUCCAGAAUAGUAAGGUGGCUGGUGGGACUUUAACAACUCUGAAGAUGGUUAGAGUAGGCUGGGCAAACAAUGUCUUCCCUACUUUAAGGACCUCGCGCUUCAAUGUUUGUUGUGCGGCCAAGCCCGAGACAGUGCAGAAAGUCUGCGAGAUAGUAAAGAAACAAUUGGCAUUGUCCGACGAGACUGAGCUCACCCCUGAGUCCAAGUUUGCUGCCCUGGGUGCUGAUUCUCUUGAUACGGUGGAAAUAGUUAUGAGUUUGGAGGAAGAGUUCGGAAUCAAUGUCGAGGAGGAAAGCUCACAGAAUAUAACAACGGUCCAAGAAGCAGCUGAUUUGAUAGAGAAGCUUGUGCAGACGACGCCCGAAGCUUAGAGAAAGAGCUAGUUGGUUGGGGAAUGUGACAGUUUUGUUAAGGGAAUUUGGGCUAGUUUGCUUUCCUCUAAAUUGUUUCUGAUUCCUUGUUUUGAGGAGUUGUUCCUUCUCAUCAGUUCUAGAACUGGUAAUGUUUUGAGCUUGACUAGGUUAAUUUCAGGACUUUUUUUUUAUUAUUAUUAUUUAUAGAUUCUGAAUCAGUUGCAAAAAACCCAUUUGGUCUCACGAUGCUUUGGAGUUUUGGACACCAA
Molecule: messenger RNA, 941 nt
Organism: Juglans regia (Persian walnut)
Lineage: Eukaryota; Viridiplantae; Streptophyta; Magnoliopsida; Fagales; Juglandaceae
Product: acyl carrier protein 1, chloroplastic-like
Exons: 4
Coding region: 262-690 (142 amino acids)
Biological process (GO): fatty acid biosynthetic process
Molecular function (GO): acyl carrier activity
Source: RefSeq, a predicted model, not a curated record